Tuber melanosporum (Perigord truffle) is the source of this 893-nucleotide messenger RNA. RefSeq lists its product as uncharacterized. Bases 168 to 893 code for a protein of 241 amino acids. The transcript is spliced from 3 exons. The record is from RefSeq and is a predicted model, not a curated record. NCBI's taxonomy places the organism in Eukaryota, Fungi, Ascomycota, Pezizomycetes, Pezizales, Tuberaceae.
CGAAAACCAGACGAAACAAAAGGUUUCUAAAAAAAUAACCUUGUUCGUGUGCCCCCGCAUAAUACACUCCCCUUUCUUAUAUUUUGCUUUCUCUGCGUUGAGCAAAUGCGAAUUUGCAAAAUCGCUGUUUUCAUACGGUAGCAGCACCAGGAGUCGAGUUUGAUCCGAUGUCGCCCCCUACAAGCGCAGAACAGAGAGCGAAAAUCGAGGCUUUGCUCGCUGACGGAAAAAUCCCACGCAAGGAUAUUGGAAAGCAUGUUGAUCCUCCCGUUUGCUAUGGAACAGUAGUGCGCAUUCAGAGGAAUCUAAAAAAGUAUGGCACAACAAAUAAGCCGCGCCAAGGUGUUGUUGGAAGACCUGCAAAGAUAACUGAGCCCAUGGCACAGGCAGUGCUGGAGGCCUUGACCGAGAAGCCGGAAAUGUAUCUGGAGGAGCUCGCCCGGGUAUUGCAUGAUGAGUUUGACGAAUGGGUGAGCGUCGCGACAUUGAGCAGAUAUCUAAAAAAGGAGGGUUGGGUAAAAGAGAAAGACGGCGAGAAUGGAGCUCCCCCACCUCAUCCGACAACUGUGGGAUCUGUAGGAGCAGGAGCAGGAGGAAGCAGGGCAACUGAAACGGAGUCAGUUACCACCGAUGAGGGCCAGGACGAAAUGGAUCAAGCGGUGGCAGCGAUAACUCCUUCUCCCCCGCUUCCCAUGACCCCGGAGCUCCAGCAAAGGCUGCAGAAACUCAACAACUCAGCUAUGAGGUUCUUCAGUGCGACCCUGAAUAAGGAUCCCACAGCAGACCUGUCACCAUUGUUUGAAAAGUACAGAACCCUCUACCCUGCGCGUCGGAAGAGGGCACAAGAAAAGUCCACAGCUACGGGUACGCAGUUAAUCACCGCAACCCAAUGA